AUGAACCCGACAACCCCCUCUGCCCUCCGCACCUUUGCGCGCCAGGGCGACCCCGAGAACGACCCCCAGGGAAAUUUACUCCCCUACAAGCACCAUACCCCUUCCGUUGCCAACAUGGUGCUAAGAAAAUUUCAAACAAACGCCCUCCAAAGGCUGUGCACCGAGGAGCAACUCGAUCUUCUCAAUUCCAUUGACAGCCUUCGUUCCCAGGGUAUCAGUCACUACAUUUCUUUACCACAGAUCAUCGUCUGUGGAGAUCAGUCGUCAGGAAAGAGCUCGGUAUUAGAGGCAAUUUCAGGUGUCUCGUUUCCAGUAAAGAGCAGUUUAUGUACAAGGUUUCCCACAGAGCUGGUACUCAGAAAGAGUGUUCAAGUGGGGGUACGUAUUUCAAUAGUACCUCAUCACUCUCGCAGCGAUAUCGAACGAGACUCACUAGGGAACUUUUGUGAGCAGCUGGAAGAUUUUGAAGGUCUCCCUGCUCUUAUCGACAAUGCAAAAGCGAUAAUGGGAAUAACAACGUACGGUAAAGCGUUUUCAAAUAACUUACUUCGAGUUGAGGUAUCAGGCCCAGACCGUCCUCACUUGACUAUUGUUGACCUUCCGGGCCUUAUACACUCCGAAACUAAACAGCAAUCAUUUUCUGAUAUCCAGCUCGUGCAGGAAGUUGUUCGGACGUAUAUGAAGGAGCCGCGGAAUAUUAUCUUCGCUGUUAUAUCCGCUAGGAAUGAUUUUGCCAAUCAAAUCGUGCUGAAGCUGGCUCGGGAUGCCGAUAAAUCUGGAAAUCGGACAUUGGGAGUCAUCACUAAGCCAGAUACGCUUGUUCCAGGAUCGGAGAGCGAGUCCAUGUUUCUUUCACUGGCAAAAAAUCAGGAUGUCGAGUUUCGCCUGGGAUGGUAUGUCCUCAAAAACAUGAAUACUGAAAAGGGAGACUGGACACUGGCUGAUAGAGACCGAGAAGAGAUGCUAUUUUUUUCCGCAGGCGCCUGGGAAGACCUUCCAAGAUCCUUUAUAGGUGUUGAUAGUCUUCGCUCUCGCCUGAGCAAAGUGCUUCUCGGACAAAUUACCGCAGAGCUGCCAAGUCUGAUUAAAGAAAUUCGAGAAAAGGCCGACAAUUGCAGAUCUGAAAUUAUGAAACUUGGGGAGCCUCGGACAUCUCUCGACGAGCAAAGGUCCUACCUCCUACACAUCAGCCAGUCGUUUCAGAGCUUGGUCAAAGCCGCUGUGGAUGGCACUUACAAUGAUCCUUUCUUCGGAUAUGUGCACGUUGAGAAUGGAUUGGAAAAACGACUACGUGCGGUAAUUCAAAACCUUAAUGAACAAUUUGCCGACCGUAUUAGCCGCAGAGGCCAUUAUCGCCGGCUAUGUGAGGAAAGUAUUACCAAGCAAAAUUCUAACGACCAGAUUCGCAUCACACGGGCGGAAUAUACUGCCUAUAUUGGGUCACUUCUAAGAAAAACCAGGGGCCGCGAGCUGCCUGGCACAUUCAACCCUAUGAUUGUCCGUGACCUGUUCUUGGAGCAGUGUGGUCCUUGGGAGAAGCUGACUAGAAGUCAUAUUAAAAAUGUAUGGUCAUCCGCAAGAGAUUUUCUAGUCCUUGCUGUUCGCUAUAUCGCAGAUAACGCCACUUCUACCGCGCUGGUUGACGGAAUUAUUUUCCCUAUUUUUGAUUCUAUUUGGCAGCAGAUGGAGCAAAAGACUACUGAGCUGCUAGUACUGCACAAGAUAGGCCAUCCGAUUACAUACAAUCAUUAUUUUACAGAGAACCUGCAAAAGAUCCGUGCAGAGCGCCGUGAAGGUGAACUUGGCAAAAUUAUCGGGCAAUUUUUUGGUGUAAAUGAUCUUCACGAGCCUUACUUUACGGAAAGGUCAAUCGAUCUCAACCAACUUCUUCAAUCGCUUCUGCGGCAAUCAGAACCAGAUAUGGUAAACUUUGCUUCAGCCGAGGCGUUAGACUGCAUGCUGGCAUAUUAUAAGGUUGCUUUAAAACGUUUUGUUAACGAUAUUGCAAAUGAAGCCGUGGAAUCCAAAUUGAUGAUGGCCUUGCUCAAUAUUUUCUCUCCAGUAGCUGUAUUUAAUAUGCACGGCAAAAUGGUUACGCAGAUCGCUGGCGAGUCGGAAGAAAAUAGCACUCUCCGCGACCAACUCAACAGAAAACUGCAGGUUCUAAAUCGCGGAUCUGAAACCUGCCAGCAGUUUGUGGGUGUUGGAGGUUACGAAGCAAAGAUUGUGGGCAUGUCCGGCCAGCCUUCAAGCACAUUACACGAUAUCCAUGUAGAUCCUGAGGAUGAGGUGCAAUCUGUUACGGAAUCUUCCAACCAUUCCCUAGAGCGAGAACACACAUGCGCGGAACCAGAGCCUAUCGAUGACGAGGAAUUGAAGUUAGUCUCAAAGACGGCAGAGACGAACUCUUCUAACAAAUCUCCAGAAGCUAUUGAGCCGCACGAAUUUUCGUUUCCAGUUCUUUCCACCACUUCUACUCGGAAGAGCAAAAAAAUCAGCAAAAAGGGAAAUAACAAGAAACAAGAUGGAGCUUCAUAUCGAGGAACAGUUGUCCGAGGUCCUGGACCAAAGAAUGGCCAACGCUAUGCCCUCGUCAAGGCCAGGAACGUCGACAGCAAUGCUAUGUUUCUGUUAAAGAUGCGCUACCAGCUUAACCCGGAACGUUUCGAUUUCGUUGGUAAGGACGAGAUCCUGCAGAUCGCUUGGGAUCUCUUUUGCGCCGAGGUCGAGGCGGCCAAGCUCCUGACUGGCCGGCAUAAGGACGUAGCUCGCACACAUUCUGGAGAAAAUGCGCCAGAAUGGUUACAACUGAUCCAGCAACACCCCAGCUAUCUGAAUUACGACGUGCGCACCAACAAGCUCUAUCUGGUCGACUUGGCGGGCCUUGGAUUCACCGACCCUAACAGCAGAACAUCGUGUCUGAUCGACGAGGAGAGUCCUUACGUCGAAGCGUUCAACCUUUGGCGGGCGCCAUAUAAAAAUCCCGAGAAAGCCUCCGAGCAAGCAGCAAAAACACCAUCAUCUGACAAACCCGCCGGGAAGAGACCACCAUCCGACUUUACUAAGAAGGAAAACUGGGCCCCAUGA
This is a messenger RNA of Aspergillus affinis, 3087 nucleotides long. RefSeq names its product P-loop containing nucleoside triphosphate hydrolase protein. The record is from RefSeq and is a predicted model, not a curated record. The transcript is spliced from 6 exons. NCBI's taxonomy places the organism in Eukaryota, Fungi, Ascomycota, Eurotiomycetes, Eurotiales, Aspergillaceae. Bases 1 to 3087 code for a protein of 1028 amino acids. Gene Ontology annotation, molecular function: microtubule binding; GTP binding; GTPase activity. Gene Ontology annotation, cellular component: cytoplasm; microtubule; membrane.